AUGAAUAACAUAUCCACGCACAUACUCGAGCACCACAAUCAACGAAACCACACGUACGGACUCCGGUCACAGACUCUGGGCCGUUAUUCUUCUUCGAGCGCGAUGGCACCCAAACGAUGA
Spirodela intermedia is the source of this 120-nucleotide messenger RNA. Lineage: Eukaryota; Viridiplantae; Streptophyta; Magnoliopsida; Alismatales; Araceae. The record is from the annotation of a GenBank genome assembly.